Messenger RNA from Trichomycterus rosablanca, 1406 nucleotides. RefSeq names its product peroxynitrite isomerase THAP4-like. The record is from RefSeq and is a predicted model, not a curated record. Lineage: Eukaryota; Metazoa; Chordata; Actinopteri; Siluriformes; Trichomycteridae. The coding region runs from base 123 to 662 and encodes 179 amino acids. The transcript is spliced from 5 exons.
CUUAUAUUUCCGUGACUAGUUAAACACUUGGCGAAGCAAAUAAUUCAGUGUCGUUCAUUUAUUUAGUUUGUUUUUGUACUUAUUUCAGUAUAAAUCAGGUUAAAUCAAGUUUUUGAGCUAAAAUGUCCUGUCCAGUGAUUCAUUCCGCAGUGGAUUUGAACCAAGCCAUGCUCCCUCUGGACUGGAUUUUGGGCACAUGGGAAUCAGACGAGCCCGGUGAAGGUUCAUUUCCCUCCAUCACGCCUUUCCGUUACACUGAGACGCUGCAUUUUACUCACGUGGGCCAGCCUGUCAUCAACUUCAUGUUUAACGCCUUCCAUGCUGAGAGUAAAAAACCUCUGCACAGGGAGUGUGGUUUCAUCCGGCUUCAGCCUGGAACCAACAACGUGGCCUUCAUCAUCGCUCAGAACUCAGGACUUGUAGAGAUCGAGGAGGGGGAGCUGGUAGGACAAAAACUGACCCUGCAGAGCCAGGCGCUGGCCAGGACGUCAUUUGCCACGAAGCCGCACGUUCAGCAGAUUUGUAGGCAGAUCCAGCUGAGAUCUGAUGGCAAACUCGAGCAGGUCGUGUCCAUGGCGCUGGAGAACCAGCCACUGACCCAGCACCUACACAUCACCUACCGCAGAGCUUCCUGUCCUCAGAAGAGUCCAGUGGAAAACUGAAGAGUGGUGAUGGGGUGUCCAGCAAGCACUUAUUAUUAAACCACACAUGGUUUAUUGCACUGUUACAUCUGGUAGCUGGUGAAGGCUGAACUGUUACUGGUGGUGGGAUGAGACAAGACUAAUGUAGCUAAAAAAUGUAUAAAAUUGUGUUCUUUUCUUUCCAUUACUUUAAUAUGGGUGUGGUCAUACACUGAAUAUCAUAAUAACUACGACUGUGCCAGCACUGAAAGAUCGUCAUGUACUGGUGUGUAGGAGCACCACUGAUGACAUCUUGUAUAGCAGGGUGUGGCAUUACGAUUCUAUUAUUAUAUCCAACAUAAAUCAUACAGAAUCAUAUUUUGUUCUCGGGGAGAUUCAUGUACACGACUGUUCAAAACAGUUCAGCUUAGCUGUAUAUAAACUGACAUUCCAGGUUAUAAUCUAAAUCUGGAUGUUUUGUCUUUGCAUAUCUCAUUCCCACACCUGAAUUAAGUCCCAGCCACACAUUAUUUUCAUGUAUACGAGAUGUCACCAGCAGGGCUCAGUGGUGUGAUUAGUUGAGUUUUGGGGGUUUUGGAGUUAAUCACUAUUUAGGUAGCUUUUUCUCUAAUAAUCGUUGCGGUAUUGUGUUAUACAUUCUGUAAAAUUAAUAAUAAUAGGUGAAUGGAUUAAUCAGGAACAUGAAUUAAUUGACUUUGUACUGGAAUCUUUAUAUGAUGUACAACAUGAGCUAAACAGAACAAUAAUAAACUUAUAAUAAAUGCA